AUGGCCGCUCCCGCCAAACUCGAUGAUCUUGAAAUGCAGCUAUUUUUCAGACCUCAUGAUUUGAAAGUCAUUCAGUCUGAUAAAACAUCACCAUAUUCUGCUCCACAAGAUUGGGAAGAUCUUUUUGAUUAUGAUACGUAUUCAGACCUUCAUCAGAAGCUUAUUGAUAAUAACUUCGAAAAACCUUCUUCCAUUCAAGCUAGCUCCAUUCAGAUCGCUAACGGCGAAGACCAUCCAAGUAUUUUAGGUCAAGCUCAAAACGGUUCUGGUAAAACCCUGGCUUUUGUUGUCAAUUCGCUUUUACGCGUUGACCGUAACUCUAGCAAAGUCCAGGUUGUUAUUUUAGUUCCAAAUAUGGAAUUGGUCGAUCAAACAGAAGAAUAUUUCCAGAAAUUAGCACCAGAGGGCGUUACAUAUACGAAAAUUGAUAAGAAUGGUGCUGAUAUUGAUCACUUAGGUCAAAUUGUUGUUACAUCACCAGGUUUAUUCUUCAACGCUGCAAAUGCGAUUCCCCAAUUGAAAGAUAUUGAUGUUUUCGUUGUAGAUGAAUGUGAUGAAGUUAUUACAAAUAAGAUUUACCACGAAGAUUUAAUCAAGUACGCUGGUGAGAUCAAGAAUGCACAGUUCCUCUUAUAUUCGGCCACUCUUGUUGAUAAACUUAACGAUUUCAUUAAUACGUUCAGACCAAAUAUGCAAAGAAUUAUUUUACCACAAAAGAACGUAAUUAACAGGACAAACAAGCACUUCUUCAUCGAUUGCAGGAAAGGAAUGGAUAAGAUUGACGCAAUUAAUAUUAUGUUCCAAUAUUUAUUCCAAUUCCAAACCUUCAUUUUCUUCAAUACAAGAAAAUACUUGCAAAAAGUUCAGAAACAACUCGAAGCUCUUAAGUUGGAAUGCGAUUGGUGCUCAGGUGAUCGUACAAAAGAUGAAAGACGUGAUGUUGUCAAAAAAUUCAGAGAACAGAAAAUCAAAGUAUUACUUACAACAAACUUACUUGCAAGAGGUAUCGAUAUCCCUUCAUGUAAGGUUGUUAUCAACUUUGAUAUGCCAAGAAAAGAGAGGGGUGAACCAGAUUAUGAGUCAUACUUGCAUCGUCAAGGAAGAUGUGGCCGUUUCGGUAAGGAAGGUAAAGUAUUCAACCUCAUAAGAGAUGAUGAAGAUAUGAAAAUGAUUGAGUACAUCAAGAAGACAUAUUCUGUCGAGAUUACUCAAAUCACUCCACAGGAUGUUCAGAAGUUCGCAGAAAAGAACAAAUAG
Trichomonas vaginalis G3 is the source of this 1257-nucleotide messenger RNA. Its product is annotated as helicase. Gene Ontology annotation, molecular function: translation initiation factor activity; ATP binding. The coding region runs from base 1 to 1257 and encodes 418 amino acids. The transcript has a single exon. The record is from RefSeq and is a predicted model, not a curated record. NCBI's taxonomy places the organism in Eukaryota, Parabasalia, Trichomonadida, Trichomonadidae. Gene Ontology annotation, biological process: cytoplasmic translational initiation. Gene Ontology annotation, cellular component: cytoplasmic stress granule.